This is a messenger RNA of Saccharomyces eubayanus, 612 nucleotides long. It is a transcript of the gene NHP10, whose product is annotated as Nhp10p. The coding region runs from base 1 to 612 and encodes 203 amino acids. Lineage: Eukaryota; Fungi; Ascomycota; Saccharomycetes; Saccharomycetales; Saccharomycetaceae. The transcript has a single exon. The record is from RefSeq and is a predicted model, not a curated record.
AUGUCAGCUGACGAAAAAAAGCACAGACUUGAAGAAUUGAAAGAUCAGAAUGUGGUGCUUGGACUUGCAAUCCAAAGAUCACGGCUUUCAGUUAAAAGACUUAAAUUGGAGUACGGCGUUUUAUUGGAAAGGUUGGAAUCUAGGAUAGAGCUUGAUCCCGAGCUAAAUUGCGAAGAUCCAUUGCCAACUCUGGCCUCAUUCAAGCAGGAACUGUUGACAAAACCUUUCCGAAAAUCGAAAACCAAAAGACAUAAAGUAAAGGAAAGGGAUCCAAAUAUGCCCAAGAGACCUACAAAUGCUUAUUUGUUAUAUUGUGAAAUGAACAAAGAGAGGAUCAGGCAGAAUGGGUCUCUUGACGUGACAAGAGAUUUGGCUGAGGGUUGGAAAAAUCUCAACGAACAGGAUAGGAAACCGUACUAUAAACUCUAUAGCGAAGAUAGAGAAAGAUACCAGAUGGAAAUGGAAGUAUACAAUAAGAAAAUAUCUAGUACAGAUGCAGAUGACGAUAAAGAAGAAAGUGAACAAAAGAUAAAAAACAACGAAGAAAAGUCACCCACGAAAGUAGAUGAGAUUAAAGAGGGUGAAGAAGAAGCGCUGAUUGCCUCUAACUAG